AUGGUGUUAAGAAUGUUAAAGUCACUUGAAACAUGGUUUAUGAAAUAUUUAUCAAUCAAAAGAAUAAUUAUCUCAGUAAUUUCACUCACUAUUUUAUAUAAUGAGUUCAUAGUUUACUGGAUUCAUAGCUCAAGUUGGCCAACAUUUCCAAAAGUACAAAGGGAUAAAGAAUUAGUGGUAUUAUUAGUAGCUGAUCCACAGAUACAAGGUGAAGAUGAAGAUAUUGGUUUUCCUCUAGAUACAUUAGCUAGAUGGGAUGCUGAUAGGUAUUUAUAUAAAACAUUUGAGUUAGCCUAUAGUUAUUGUACUCCUGAUGUAGUCAUCUUCCUAGGAGAUCUAAUGGAUGGUGGUAGUCAAGCAGAUCAUGAUGAAUAUGAACGUUACUUUCAACGAUUUCAUAGUGAUCUAUAUACUGGUGAUAAUGUUAUAGGUGGUGAUAUAUUUAUCAUUGAGACAUGUCGACAUGUGUUUAUUAUUCUAGGUGAUCUAGAUACUGGUGAAAAUGAUAUAGGUGGUGAUCUAGAUACUGGUGAUAAUGUUAUAGGUGGUGAUAUAUUUAUCAUUGAUACAUGUCGACAUGUGUUUAUUAUUCUACAUGAUCUAGAUACUGGUGAUAAUGUUAUAGGUGGUGAUAUAUCUAUCAUUGAGACAUGUCGACAUGUGUUUAUUAUUCUAGGUGAUCUAGAUACUGGUGAUGAUAUAGGUGGUGAUAUAUCUAUCAUUGAGACAUGUCGACAUGUGUUUAUUAUUCUAGGUGAUCUAGAUACUGGUGAUGAUAUAGGUGGUGAUAUAUCUAUCAUUGAGACAUGUCGACAUGUGUUUAUUAUUCUAGGUGAUCUAGAUACUGGUGAUAAUAUAGGUGGUGAUAUAUCUAUCAUUGAGACAUGUCGACAUGUGUUUAUUAUUCUAGGUGAUCUAGAUACUGGUGAUGAUAUAGGUGGUGAUAUAUCUAUCAUUGAGACAUGUCGACAUGUGUUUAUUAUUCUAGGUGAUCUAGAUACUGGUGAUGAUAUAGGUGGUGAUAUAUCUAUCAUUGAGACAUGUCGACAUGUGUUUAUUAUUCUAGGUGAUCUGGAUACUGGUGAUAAUGUUAUAGGUGGUGAUAUAUUUAUCAUUGAGACAUGUCGACAUGUGUUUAUUAUUCUAGGUGAUCUAGAUACUGGUGAUAAUGUGGUCUAUAUUCCGGGUGACAAUGAUAUAGGUGGCGAAGGAAGAGAUUUUAGAACCAGAUUGAAAGAAGCGCGCUAUGAAAGUUAUUUUGAAAAUAUUGAUGGUGUUGUUAAAACUGACUUGGUGGAUUUUUUAAAGUUAGAUGUUCAAUUUCAUUUUAAUAUACCACCUGGUACUGAUGAAUUGUUGAAAGAUUUCCGUACUAAAAUGACUUCAUCAUUUCGAGUCAUAUUAACCCAUGAAACUAUGUUACCUAAAAUGAAGGAAUAUAUCUAUCCAAUUUUAAAAGAAAUUCAACCACAAUUGAUAAUAUCUGGACAUUGGCAUAGGGCAAUGCAUUAUUUAUGUGAUAGUUGUAUCAAUGAUAACAGUGAUAGUGGACAUUGGCCAGUACAUGUGAGGUAUUUAACACAUAUCACAGACUAUAUAUACCUAGAUCUAAGUAAUCCACAAGGCAUACAGGAGAUAAUGGUACCAACUUGUAGUUAUAGGAUGACUGAUGCUGAUAUAGGUUAUGGUGUAGCUAUCAUGAAUGAAGAUAAUAGCGUAAAAUAUACAGUAUUAUGGUUACCACUUCGUUAUACAUAUCUUAUGUUAUACAUUAUAAUAUUUAUAUCUCUUAUUACCUUUUAUAUAUUAACCAAAACAUGUCUUCCCACACUGAUACAAAUAUUAUAUACCUUAAUUAGACCUAGUUCUAAGCAGAUUUGAUAGCUCUGAAAAUUACAGAUCCAGAUCCAGUGGUAGAUCUUUGUGAAGAAACUUUAUAACAUUUUGAUAAAUUCAUAUUUUUCAUAAAACUUUUUGAAAGUACUCAAAAGCCAAGUCAAUAGUUGAAAUUUAAGCCUUACCAAGAUUAUGAUGCAGUUUUGUUUUAAUUUUUUUUUCAAAAUGUCAACAUUGAAGCAAAAAUGUAUGUAAAUCUUGUCAUUUUAUAGUUUUUUUGUAUUGUUUAUAUAUUUAUAUUGUAUUUUAUAAAAGGUCAACUAUGCUUUGUUUACAUUCCAUUUAUAUCAUUAUCAUUUUAAAUCACCACACAUAGCCAUUUUAAAUCAUUAAAUUAAAAGAAUGUG
Lottia gigantea (owl limpet) is the source of this 2243-nucleotide messenger RNA. RefSeq lists its product as hypothetical. The transcript has 10 exons. Gene Ontology annotation, cellular component: endoplasmic reticulum. Gene Ontology annotation, biological process: GPI anchor biosynthetic process. The coding region runs from base 1 to 1881 and encodes 626 amino acids. NCBI's taxonomy places the organism in Eukaryota, Metazoa, Mollusca, Gastropoda, Lottiidae. The record is from RefSeq and is a predicted model, not a curated record.